Messenger RNA from Gastrolobium bilobum, 1833 nucleotides. RefSeq lists its product as uncharacterized. The record is from RefSeq and is a predicted model, not a curated record. The transcript is spliced from 4 exons. The coding region runs from base 1 to 1833 and encodes 610 amino acids. NCBI's taxonomy places the organism in Eukaryota, Viridiplantae, Streptophyta, Magnoliopsida, Fabales, Fabaceae.
AUGGAUCAUUCGAGUUCUGCCUCUGCCAGUGCAAGUAAUAGUGCCACUGCUGCUACCGGUGCUUCUGAUGUCAAUGAAUUACUAGAUAAACCCUUAUGGAAAUAUGUUACCAAAAUAGAUGCUAUAGUGGAAGGAGGAGGAAAUUUAUCUUGGAUGUACAACUUUUGUAAAAAAGAUUUUAAAAGUUCAUAUACUAGAGUGAGGGCUCAUUUGUUGAAACUAUCAGGCAAAGAAAUUGGGAAAUGCUUAAUGGUGCAAAAUAGAGAUCUGAUAGAGAUGGAGAAAUUAGAAAAAGAAACUGACCAGAGAAAGCAAUCCAAUGCACCCAGAAAUGUACCUUUACCUCCUUCUAGCUCUUCCACGUGCCCAAAAACAAGAAAAACUACAGGUUCUCUUGAGAUGACAUUUAAUGUUGGGGAGCGAGAAGAAUUAAAUUACCUGAUUGCUAGAAUGUUUUAUUCAGCAGGAUCGCCAUUUAAUUUGGCAAAGAACCUUACUUCCAAGCUUCGUAUACUUAUGCAGCAAAUCAUAAUAUUGGAGGUUAUUUGCCACCGGGAUAUAACUCACUGCGAACCACUUUGUUGCAAAAGGAGAAAGAAAAUAUUGAUAAGUUGUGUGAACCUAUUCGAGAGGCUUGGACUCAUAAAGGGGGAGACUAAUGAUAAAAAUCUCAUUUUCAGGUUGCUAAAGGAAGUUAUUCAAGAAGUAGGAGAGACGAAUGUGGUUCAAGUAAUCACAGAUAAUGCUGCAAAUUGUAAGGGAGCAGGGCAAUUGAUUGAGCAGGAAUUCUCAUCUAUUACCUGGACACCGUGUGUCGUUCACACAUUGAAUUUGACUGUGAAAAAUAUUUGUGCUGCAAAGAAUGUGGAGAGCAAUCAAAUAACGUAUGAGGAAUGCAGCUGGAUUUCUAAUAUUGUAGGUGAUGUUGUUGCAAUAAAGCAUUUCAUUAUGAAUCAUUCUAUGAGAUUGGCCAUCUUUAAUGAGUUUGUGAGUUUGAAGUUGCUUUCUAUUGCUGAUACUCGUUUUGCUUCAAUGAUUGUGAUGCUGAAGAGGUUCAAUUUAAUAAAGAGUGGUCUCCAAAAUAUGGUGAUAAGUGAAAAAUGGAAUAUUUAUAGAGAUGAUAAUCUUGGGAGAGCCAGACAUGUGAAGGAAAAAUUAUUGGAUGAUUGUUUUUGGGAUUCAGUUGAUUACAUACUUGCCUUCACUGCUCCUAUUUAUGAUAUGAUCAGAGCUUGUGACACUGAUAGAGCUUGUCUUCACUUGAUAUAUGAUAUGUGGGAUACAAUGAUUGUGAAAGUGGAGAAAGCUAAUACCAUAAAGAGGGGAGGAGGAUGGAAAAGAGCUCCUCUUUUUAUGAUGUGGUGCAUUGCAUUCUUAUACUAUAGUCAACAAUGGCUUCAGGAAGAUUCUAGUCGAGUUCCUCCACACAUGGAUUUAGAGCUUACUCAAGAGCGACAAAAAUGUUUAAGGAGAUUCUUUCCUAGCAUGGAGGACCGAAGCCGGAUUAGUUUGGAGUAUGCGGAUUUUAUUAGCAAUAGUGGAACCUUUGGCGAUUUUGAUGCCAUCAAUAGUACUCAAUACACUAUGGAUCCAAAAUCUUGGAAUAAAAUCACUCCAAAACAUGCUGAAGACUUGGUUUAUGUGCAUAGCAAUCUUCGACUCUUAUCAAGAAAGACUCCUAGUUAUGCACAAGGAGCAAAUCAAAUGUGGGAUAUUGCUGGAGAUACAUUCGAUUCACUUGAUGAUAUUGGAGAUCUUCAAUUUGCUAGCCUUUCACUUGAUGAGCCAGAGAUAGAGGCCAUGAUUAUUCAAGAUGGAGAUGAAAAUAAUUGA